Thyridium curvatum is the source of this 267-nucleotide messenger RNA. RefSeq lists its product as uncharacterized. NCBI's taxonomy places the organism in Eukaryota, Fungi, Ascomycota, Sordariomycetes, Thyridiales, Thyridiaceae. Bases 1 to 267 code for a protein of 88 amino acids. Gene Ontology annotation, biological process: translation. The transcript has 2 exons. Gene Ontology annotation, cellular component: cytosolic small ribosomal subunit; ribosome. The record is from RefSeq and is a predicted model, not a curated record. Gene Ontology annotation, molecular function: zinc ion binding; structural constituent of ribosome.
AUGUCUCACGAAUCCGUCUGGAACUCUCGUCCUCGCAAGUACGGCAAGGGCUCUCGCUCUUGGAGGAACUUCGCUGGAGGAGAAGGGACAGUCGGCAACCAGGUCCAGGGAGACACGGAGGAAGCAUGUUUUACUAACGUCUUUGUGCGCAACUACAGCCGCGUCUGCACCCACCGUGCCGGUCUGAUCCGCAAGUACGGCCUCGACAUCUGCCGUCAGUGCUUCCGUGAGAAGGCUGCCGACAUUGGCUUCGUCAAGGUACGAUGA